Messenger RNA from Adineta ricciae, 1014 nucleotides. Lineage: Eukaryota; Metazoa; Rotifera; Eurotatoria; Adinetida; Adinetidae. The record is from the annotation of a GenBank genome assembly.
AUGAUUCUCGAAACUCUUUCCAAAUGGAUAUAUGAAAAGGUAUCCAAUUACAAUCUGUUCAUGCUCGAAGAAAAUGAUUAUGAUGAAGAUGAUGGUCUCAAUGAUCCAGCUAUUGUUCUUAAGCAUCAAAAGUACAAAACUCGGUUGUACAUUGUACUUUUCAUAGUGAAAAUUGAAUCGAAAACCGUUGUUGUUUAUAAUAUAACACUGGAUAUUUUUGACGGUCUAUCUUUUAAAUACGGUCAAAAUCUAUUAUGUCCAUGCACAACAACCACAAUACCAUUAGAAAAUUUUGUUUCUAACGAUAUUUCAAUACAUCCUGUGUGUCAAAGUUAUUUCAUUGAUAGCGAAUGGAUUGAUGGAUUGUAUUUUAAAAACGCAAGUUCUUUUGUCAAUUGGGAUUUUCGAAAGACAGCCUAUUCACAGUUCAAAAUUUUAUCACAGUUCUGUUCGCUUGCGAAAGAAACUAUUAUUCAAAUUCAACAAAAUGUGAACAAAACUCAAUUUAUUACCAUUGAACUUCUUUCUAAAUUACAAGUUGAACUAGAAGUAGAUGCUCACGUUCAAUUUCACAAGAACAUUGCACUUGGUCAAAUGAUUUCAUUCUUGAAUUAUUUGAAAACAACAAUCACUGGAAAUAAUUUUGUUUCAGCUCUUGGUACCAAUCAUAUCUUCAGCGUAGAAAGUGGCAUGACAAAUACUCAUCGUGCAUUUUCACAAGCACUAACUCUUGCGAUUUCCGAGCUAAGUGUAGUAGAUCCGUGUGGUGUAUAUGGUUUCACAAUGGCAACUGCUUUCACUUCAUUAUCAAUUGAUGAAAUAUAUAUAAGCGUUGGCCCGAUGAUAGCUAUACGAGACAUUCCCAACAGUACUUCAAUCGUUGACGGCUUCUUUACAUCAUGUACUCCUUUCGAAUCAAUCUUGGAAAGUACAUUAGAUUGCUUAUACCAAACUGAAUGUCUUAUAUGGUUGUCUAGUUACUUUCCAAAAUUGAAACAAGUUCGUAUAUUAUAG